Rhincodon typus (whale shark) is the source of this 1831-nucleotide messenger RNA. Its product is annotated as coiled-coil domain-containing protein 154-like. The record is from RefSeq and is a predicted model, not a curated record. NCBI's taxonomy places the organism in Eukaryota, Metazoa, Chordata, Chondrichthyes, Orectolobiformes, Rhincodontidae. The transcript has 12 exons. The coding region runs from base 5 to 1339 and encodes 444 amino acids.
CUGAAUGAAUGGCGCGGCACGUGAUGGCCACCUGAGCGCGCGCUCACGCCGAAGCGCGGGGGCUGAUUGUGACGUGUGGCCCGCCGCAGGGGACAGCUGCAGGAAGGGUCGCCAUGGACGCCGCCAGUUGUCCGGUAUACAGAAACAAAAUGAAAUUCAAAGGCAAGCUGAACGGUCAGUUAAGCAAAUACAGACCACUUUCGAAAGGAGACUGUUGCAAAUUGAAGAUGAAUUUUCUGAUAUCAGGAAUAAGCAAACUGAUCUUGAAUCAGAAGGAAAAAUUCUUGAUCGGAAGAUUAAUGCGAGGCUGCGUGAAUUGAUGGCUGUAAUAGCACAGCAAGACCACAAGAUGGAAGAUAAUCUGCAAAAAGAAAUAGACAGAAACCAUUCCCCAGAAAAUCUUUACCCCCUGGGAAAAAUACAUCAAGUUGUGGAGGAGCUCAGCACCAGACUAUUGCAUAGGGAAAUGCAACUUCGGGAAGAAAUACAAAAGAGAUUUUUUGAUCUUGAGAAGAAUCUUUGUAAAUUUGAGACUGUAAGAAAUGACAGUGAGAAGAUCCUCAGGGCAGAAAAUGAGAACUAUUGGUCUUCUCUUCAAAAAGUGCAUAUGGAAGAAAUAAAAGCACUUGAGGACAAGCAGUCGAGAUUCAGACUGCCAGAACUCUACAUGAAGCUGGAUGACAAUAUUAAGAAGUUAACAGCCACAUUUACUGAUGAUAUGAAUUGGAUAGAAAAAGUCAUAAAAUCCGAAAUCCUGGAACGAAUAAAACAAGGCACCCAACUUGGAGACAAAAUGGAUGAGUUACAAGAACGCCUAAGUCUUGCUUUAACAACUCUUCAAGAAGCAUUAGGCACCUUACAGGAAGACCUUAAAAGUGAGAUGAAAAAGACUGAAGAAAUGCAAGCAAAACUUGCUGAGUCGCCAGCUGAACAAAAUACCAAGCUGAAGGAAGAUUUCCAAGACAGGGAUAUUGAGUCAGUGUGCCGGACCAUGGGAACAUUGUUUGCUGAUAUCUAUCGAAUUAAGGAGGAGACACCUGGAGAAAUUGCAAAGAUCAAAGAAAAUUUGAUGGUUUGCAUUGAAGCAAUUAAAAGUCUAAGAAGUGACUUAAUCAGGCUAAAGUCUAAAGCAAACCUGGAGCAGGAAAAUGACACGCGUCAAAGAAAUCAACGAUUUGUUAAAGAUUUUGAUGUUACCGAGAGCAAAACAAUUAACAGAUGGGGCAUAUAUCAAGCCGUCAGGUGGAUGCAGUGGAAGACUAAUCUGAAAAAUAAGAUACAGAAAUUGAGGUUAAAAGAUCAAAGGAACAAUUCAUCUCCGGUCCAUAAAGAUAAUUGAGUGAUCCUAAAGGGAAUACCCAGAAGAAAUUAAAAUGAGUCUGUAAGCCAAUCAAUUCUUCUUUUCCACAGCACACUAGAGAAUUUUCAAAGAAGAGGUUGAUGAGCAGUACUAGAUCCUGACCAAAUAAUACUGGAGUCAAAUAUGCCAUUGUUGCUGUUACUAUAAACAUGCUGCUGAUACAAAAUGUAGUGACUGUUUUGCUUAUUUUGAGUGAACAGUAUAUUUUAGGUAUCAGAGGAGUAUGUCAAGAGCUGUUUAUUAGGCCUAAGUCUUACACAGUGGCAGAUGCCUGUUUCACAUACAAAAAUGCAUAUAGUGGAUCAGGGUUUGCUACAGCAACUUAAAGAAAAUUAUGAAGAUAUACAUUAAAAUAACCUGAACUAGUAAAUGCAAAAGCAUGGACAAUGCGUCAAUUCUGUCAACAAUGCUGAGAACAAUACUUUAGCAUAUACUUGAUUUUAAAAUGCCAUGAAUAUGUUACAAAGACAA